Telopea speciosissima is the source of this 1114-nucleotide messenger RNA. RefSeq names its product UBP1-associated protein 2C-like. NCBI's taxonomy places the organism in Eukaryota, Viridiplantae, Streptophyta, Magnoliopsida, Proteales, Proteaceae. The record is from RefSeq and is a predicted model, not a curated record. Gene Ontology annotation, molecular function: RNA binding. Bases 37 to 1047 code for a protein of 336 amino acids. The transcript is spliced from 6 exons.
GGCUGUACAGGGGAAAAAAAGUAGUAACGGUUAACAAUGGAGGACGUGAAGAAAAGGAAGCUCGAUGAGACGAGCAAUGGACAGUCUUCGCUUUCGUUAGAGCAGCUUCGCUUGCUUCUUGAUCCCCUCAGAAGAGACCAGUUGCUCGAUCUUCUUCUCAAGCUCGGGUCCCAAUAUCCUUCAGUUGCAGAAGAAAUUAAAAGUAUUGCAAGUGCUGAUCCAGUCCAUCGAAAGCUUUUCGUUCGUGGCUUGGCUUGGGACACCACUUCAGAGACCCUGUGUGCUGCAUUCCAAAUGCAUGGGGAAAUCGAGGAAGGAGCUGUGAUUAUUGACAAAGCCACUGCAAAAUCUCGUGGGUAUGGGUUCAUCACGUUUAAACACAUGGAGUCAACUCAAAGUGCAUUAAAGGAACCUAGCAAAUUGAUUGACGGUCGCUUGGCCGUCUGUAACCUAGCUUGUGAGAGCCUAAGUAGUGCAAGCAUAACCCCUGAUCAAGCGCUGAGGAAGCUCUAUAUUGGAGGCCUUUCUCCAGAAACCACCAGUGAGAUUCUGCUCAACUUUUUUUGUAGGCAUGGUGAGAUAGAAGAAGGUUCAGUUGCUUACGACAAAGAGACAAACAAAUCUCGUGGCUUUGGCUUUGUUACAUACAAGACAGUGGAGGCUGCAAGGAAGGCCAUAGAUGAUCCAAAUAAGAUUCUUGGGGGACGGAACAUCACUGUGAAAGUUGCUGACACUCAGAAGGGAAAAGUGGUACAAACACAGCUACCAGCAGCAGUGGUCCCUAUAGCCAUUUCCGUGCCAGCAGGAUAUGCUCAACAGGCACAUGUUGUCAACACUGCUUCUGUAGGCUAUUCUGCUUACCCUCAAUCUGUAGCAGCAUAUCCUAGUUCUGCUUACCCGGAUCAUGCUGCCACAGCUGCUGCUCCAUACCCGCCACAAACUCAGAUUUCUUAUGCUCCGGUAGCUAUAAAGAAAGAACUUGUUGGACUUCCCACUGCAGCACCAGCUGGAAUAAGCGGGUACCCAUAUUAUUUUCCGAAACAAUGAAUCUAUAACUAAAGCCUUGAUGGAAGCAUUUUUUUAUCCUGUAUGGAACAUAAUGUAUAUGCAAGGC